Molecule: messenger RNA, 3534 nt
Organism: Notodromas monacha
Lineage: Eukaryota; Metazoa; Arthropoda; Ostracoda; Podocopida; Cyprididae
Source: the annotation of a GenBank genome assembly
AUGAAAGAUCCGCCUUUUUGUCUUGUGUGUUUGUGUGCCAAAAUAUCUGCAGAACCUCCAGUCGCUCCGUCCAGCGUGUUUGUGAAAAACUCGACCAGCAAUGCUGUCGUCAUCUCGUGGGACACCAGUCGUCAAAGCUCAUACGUGCUCACCGGGUUCGUCGUCGACUACAAGGAGGUUCUCGAGCUGUGGAAGAACGCACAGAGCGUACAGUUGGAUGGCAACGCGACAGAAGCCGUGAUCGACGGCCUGAGUCCACACACCCGCUACGAGAUCCGUAUUGCGGCAGUCAACGAUCUGGGCGUCAGUCCGCACUGUGCACCCCUGCUCGUGGAGACGGACAGUGCCCUGCCAUCAGCGGGUCCCCUGGAGGUGCAAGCAGUGCCCAGAUCGCCACAGGAAAUCUUUCUGCAGUGGAUCCCACCUUCGCAGGAAACUUGGAACGGCCACGUGCAGGGCUACAAAGUCGGCCACAUCGCGUGUGCCGAAAUGGGGAAUGGAGGAGUGACGUACCUGGAUGUGCCUGUGGAGCCGACGAGUUUGGCACAGUCUGCUUCUGUCAAGGGCCUGCGCCCUUACACCAACUACUGCUUCACAGUGCGGCUCGUCAACGACGUCGGUGACGGACCCGACAGCUUGCACACCGAAGCCGCGACACUACAGGAUGUUCCAGGUCCAGUGAGACAGCUGAAGUGUGAGCCAGGUUCGUCGCAAAGCUUAUCAGUGUCUUGGUCACCUCCACCAGAGUCGGAGAGAAACGGAGAAAUUAUCGGAUAUCGGGGAUUUUAUCGAUUGACCGACUCAGAUUACGAUGUAGAAGCUUGCAAAUGUCAAAAGAAUGAAGCUUCACAAAUAUGGUCUCGGAAAAACCUCGUGUCAACAGAAGGCUGUCGAUUUCGACAUAUUCGUAUGCCAACUUCCCCUGAUAUGUUCCUCAUCGCUGCUUUUCGUUGUGGUUCCUUAUUUUCUCAUCUUUGUGUUUGUGUCCUGUUCCCUGUUGCACCGGAAGAAGAGACUGUGGAAUUCCCGAGAGAGGCUGGCGUGCUUUUGGGUCUGCGGAAGUUCUCGAAUUACUCAGUGACGCUGGCAGCUGUGACGAGGGCAGGAGUGGGUGUCAAAGCCGAACCCUUGACGUGUUCGACUGACGAAGACGUCCCGGACCCGCCGCGGCACGUGAAGGCCGCCCCGUCGUCGGGGUCGGCGGCCACCGUGGCCUGGAGUGCGCCAACUGAAGCCAACGGCGUCCUGGUCGGCUACACGGUCAUGCAAUUCGCGGCGACUGGGUCACGUCGUCGUCCGCCAUCGUCGUCACCCAACAUGGACGGGGAACCCGCGGAACGGGAACUGCGCCUGCCUGCCGGUGUAGUGUCGCAUGAACUCGACGGGCUGGACCGCCGACGGAGAUACCGAUUCUGCAUCACUGCCCACACGCGAAUCGGGCAGAGUGAACCUGCUUGCUCAGCUCCAGUCAGUCCUGCUCCCAAAGUUCCAGCUGCGGUGCUGACAUUCGGAGGCAUUGUAUCUGCCACAGCGCAGUCAGACACUGUCCUGCCGUGCCAGCAUGUCGGCGUGCCCAGUCCCCAGGUUCAAUGGGAACUCCCGAAUGGGAUUCGUGUGACGAGUUCAGAAACGCCCAGCAACCGCCUGGGCAUCAUGCCCGACGGCAAGCUCGUCGUCAGGGACCUCGCCCGCAACGACACCGGCAAUUACACGUGCACAGCGUCCAAUGAUCAGGGAACCGAUGCUGUUUCUCAUCGACUCGUUGUCAAAUCGUUGCCAUCCGCGCCCAAGUUGCACCUCGAGUCCGUCACUGCCACCAGCAUCUCGGUCGGCUGGACCCGCGUGGACCCGGGCAACUCGGAAAUGAAAAAGUUCGUGGUGAACUUCCGGAAAACCUACGGCGGUCGUUGGGAAGAGAGCUCGGCUGGCAAACACGCCACGUCAUUCACCGUCGCCGCGCUGGACUGUGGCACCGAGUACCAGAUCUACGUGGCGGCCGUCAACGAGAUCGGCGCCGGCAAGCCGAGCAUCGUGCUCAACGCCGUCACGAAGGGCGACCGACCGCCGCCAGCCACGCCCGAGACGAUCCUGGCGGUGAACGCCACCAGUGCUGUCCUCAACUUCAAGACCUGGCAGAGUCCGGAAUGUCCGAUUCAGCGCUUCAAAGUGCAGUACAAGGCUGCUGCCAGCAACUGGGACUGGAUACUCGUUGGAGAUUCCUUCGGACCGGACUCGUACGUUCCGAUUCGUGGCCUCGCCCCAGGGACCACGUACAUUAUCUCGUUAACAGCAUUCAAUCCAGCGGGAAAAACCACUUUGCUACAUCAUUUCAUCACGAAAUCCUUGUCAGGAGAUUCAGUGAGACCUGCGAUGCCGUCUUCAAACGAAGCAGUGUCGAGCAACGACCGCGGCCUGUUGUACCAGGCCAGGUUCUGGUUGCCCCUGUGCACAGUCCUGCUGGCACUGGUUUCCGUCGUUGCUGGUGUUACCUACUGCGUCAGAGCGAGGCGACUUCAUCGACUUGGAAUGCAGCUGCAAUUGGUUCAUGAUGAUCUGAAUGCCAAGCACGGACCUGCACCCGGUUCUGGUCAUCACCAUUUGCAAGUGAACCGAUCGGAUAUUCGAGGCAGCUUUUCACAGGGGAAAGUCGCGAAGGCCGAACCGCAGAGCCCUGCUUACGUGCCAGCGCAUUUAGGGAAUCUUGGGACGACGAAUGAUGACGUGUACCCGUAUGCGACGUACCACGAAAUCAUGCAACACCAGUCGACCGACUUCAACAAACUGCUUUCUGAAGCACCGCCACCUCCGAGAUGCUUGAUUCAUCCUCCGGAAGCCCUGAAGAUGUCGCAGAUGAUGGUAUCACCGGUGCCACAAGGGAAACUGACCAACACAUACGUGACGGAAGCAGUUGCAGUUGCAGGCAACAAACGACACGGAGGCAACAACAACAAGCGACAUUCCCGACAUCAGCAACAGCAGCAGCAACAACAGCCACGCGGACGCAAGCGCACAAGCACCAACAUGCCGGAAGAGCAACUGGAGGAUGUGCUCAUGGAGCAGGACAAAAUGCUCUUCCGGCGUCAUUCACAACCUGCUUCCGAGUCUCCCAGCUCCGACUCUUCCGGUCCUGAAUGCCUGGUCGACAACGAGUCCGAACUGUCUGCCACGCUCAGCCGGAUCCAGUGCAGUCGCCCCGGAAACACGGGUCGUCCACAUCGCCCGAAAUCAAUGGCGUUUCAGCAGCAGCAACACCAGAAGUAUCCUGCUUGCUGAAGCAAAUAAUUGCUAAAAGAAAAAUGCAAAAAUAUGAAGGUGGCUUUGUAAUAAUCAGCUCAACGGACGUUUGCUCAUCGGAUGCUACGGAUACGUUAAAAACCAAGUCAAGACGACUUCGGUCGACUUUUUGUAGCAAUUUUCGUUCCGCUUCCGAUGCUUCGAUUUACUGCUGACACUUUUCUUUCCAUUGUAUCGACGUGCUUCCUGGGUGUGUUGGUAUUGCUCAUCAUGAAUAAUUAAAAAGCGAUGACUGAUUUC